Glycine soja is the source of this 1844-nucleotide messenger RNA. Its product is annotated as beta-glucosidase 24-like. The transcript is spliced from 13 exons. Lineage: Eukaryota; Viridiplantae; Streptophyta; Magnoliopsida; Fabales; Fabaceae. The record is from RefSeq and is a predicted model, not a curated record. Gene Ontology annotation, molecular function: beta-glucosidase activity. Gene Ontology annotation, biological process: carbohydrate metabolic process. Bases 57 to 1538 code for a protein of 493 amino acids.
GUUCAGUUUAAGGGUGCAACCCAAAGUUUGAGAAUUGAAUUCGUUCAGAUUUGAAAAUGUGGGUUAAGGUUGUUCUUCUUCUCCUUGCAGCACUUUCUCUUUUUCACUUAGCCGCAGCUUCUCUUAAUCGUAGCAGUUUUUCAGCAGAUUUCUUCUUUGGAACAGCUUCUUCAGCUUACCAGUAUGAAGGUGCAGCACGUGAAGGUGGCAAGGGACCUAGUAUAUGGGACACCUUCACUCAUAGCCACCCAGAUAGAAUAGCAGACCACAGUAAUGGGGAUGUUGCCAUUGAUUCAUACCACCGCUACAAGGAAGAUGUGGCCAUGAUGAAGGAUAUUGGAUUCAAUGCCUACAGGUUCUCCAUCUCUUGGCCAAGGAUACUACCUCGUGGAAACCUGCAGGGAGGAGUUAACCAAGAAGGCAUCACAUAUUACAACAAUCUCAUAAAUGAACUGAUAGCAAAUGGACAGCAGCCCUUUAUAACUCUAUUUCACUCUGAUUUCCCUCAAGCUCUUGAAGACGAAUAUGGUGGUUUUCUUAGUCCCAAAAUUGAGCAAGAUUUUGCAAAUUAUGCAGAAGUAUGCUUCAGGGAAUUUGGUGACAGGGUUAAGCACUGGAUUACAUUAAACGAGCCAGUGCUAUAUAGCAAUGGAGGUUAUGGAAGUGGUGGAUCCCCACCCAAUAGAUGCUCCAAGUGGUUUGCUAACUGCACUGCUGGUGAUUCUACUACCGAGCCCUAUUUAGUUACACACCACCUCAUUCUUGCUCAUGCUGCAGCAGUAAAGGUCUACAGGGAGAAGUUCCAGGCUUCUCAGAAGGGUCAAAUUGGGGUAACACUGAAUUCUGCUUGGGUUGUGCCACUUUCUCAAUCAAAAGAGGACAGAGAAGCUGCAUAUCGAGGUCUUGCCUUUAUGUAUGACUGGUUCAUGGAACCACUUUACUCUGGAACAUAUCCUGCUGUAAUGGUUAACAGAGUUGGAGGUCGUUUGCCAAAGUUUACCAAAAGGGAAUACUUGAUGGUUAAAGGGUCCUAUGAUUUCAUAGGGUUAAACUAUUACACUUCAACUUAUGCAACUAGUUCUCCUUGCCCACGUGAAAGGCCAACUGCCUUUACAGACGCCUGCGUUAGAUUUACUACUGUAAGAAAUGGGCUUCUCAUUGGUCCAAAGGCAGCCUCAGACUGGCUCUACGUCUAUCCACCAGGAAUUCAAGGUCUACUAGAAUACACUAAGGAGAAAUUUAACAACCCAAUUAUCUACAUAACAGAAAAUGGAAUUGAUGAGGUUAAUGAUGGGAAAAUGUUACUUAAUGACAGAACGAGGAUUGAUUAUAUCAGUCACCAUCUUUUGUAUCUUCAAAGGGCCAUAAGGAAUGGAGUGAGGGUGAAAGGAUACUUUGCAUGGUCAUUGUUGGACAAUUUUGAAUGGAAUGCAGGGUACAGUCUUCGGUUUGGGCUCGUGUAUGUGGAUUACAAGAAUGGACUGAAAAGAUACCGCAAAAGAUCAGCUUUGUGGUUCAAAAUAUUUCUUCACCAAUGAAAUGAUCCUUGGUAGUGAAAGACAGAAUUGAUGGGGGAAGAAAUAAGAAUAUGUUGUUUCUUUCUUAAUCCUAGUCAUUUUCUUUUGGCCAUUGUAAGAUCUAAGCAGAGCUACUUUGAUGAUUUCUGACAGCCUGCCAAUAGUGAGGCUUCAUGGUUAUCUGUAUAACUUACUUCCAUUAAUAAGUUUCUGUAUUUGGUUUUCCUGUCCCUACCCCAACACUCAUAUAAGGACAACCAAGAGCUCUCUAGGGCCUCCGACAUGUUUUAAUUAGGUUUAAAUAUAUUUUUAGUCUCUAAAGUAUUA